Messenger RNA from Cladophialophora yegresii CBS 114405, 2307 nucleotides. Its product is annotated as CAMK/CAMKL/MARK protein kinase. The transcript has a single exon. Gene Ontology annotation, biological process: protein phosphorylation. The record is from RefSeq and is a predicted model, not a curated record. Lineage: Eukaryota; Fungi; Ascomycota; Eurotiomycetes; Chaetothyriales; Herpotrichiellaceae. Bases 1 to 2307 code for a protein of 768 amino acids. Gene Ontology annotation, molecular function: protein kinase activity; ATP binding.
AUGACACUGAACACUGCCCCAGGUGACGAGCUGUACAAUUAUCUGUGCAAGAAUGGUGCGCUUCCUGUCGAAACUGUACAAAAGAUCUUCACCCAGCUGGUUGGAGCUGUUGCCUAUAUCCACAGCAAGUCCUGUGUACAUCGAGAUCUGAAACUGGAGAAUGUGCUGCUGGACAAGCACGAUAAUGUCAAACUGUGUGACUUUGGCUUCACAAGGGAGUAUGAGGGAAAAGCAAAUUACCUGCAGACCUUUUGCGGCACCGUGUGUUACAGUGCACCGGAGAUGCUGAGAGGCGAGAAAUACGCCGGCGAGAAGGUCGACGUCUGGAGCUUGGGAAUCAUCCUGUACGCGCUGCUGAAGGGAGAAUUGCCCUUUGAGGAGGACGAUGAUGCUGCGACCAAAGCGAAGAUUCUGAAGGACGACCCCAUCUAUCCUGACACCUUUCCAGAUGCCGCAAAGACUCUGAUCUCCAAGUUGCUUUCCAAAAGGCCCUUGCACAGGCCUACUCUUUCGGAUAUACUGGCCGACCCGUUCCUGGCUGACCACGCGCCCCAGCAGCAAGCCAUUCUGAAACUGUCGCAGCCGGCUGUGUUUUCCACACAGUUGGAAAAGGAGACCCUGGAGCGCAUGAAAUCAGCUGGAGUAGAUAUCGACAAGGUCAUUGAAAAUGUGCUUGCGCAACGCUGUGAUGCACUUGCUGGAUGGUGGGCCUUGCUCAUUGAGAAGGAGACGCGCAAGCAAGCACGCAAAGACCGCAAGCGAAAAGAUCGAGACGCCGAGUUGAAGAUCCUCAGGCGUCUUAGUGGUGCCAGCAGUCGCCUUGAGCGCAUUGCCCCAACGCUGCUCGAGGUCGACGAAGAGCUUUCCCCUGGAGAAGUCGAACCACGUCGGAGCGGCAGUCGUGGAAGGACACAGCGGCGGAGCACUCCUCAGAUCCUGGUCAGCGACCUUCCACAACUUCCCGAAGGAGAUGUUAUGAAGUCGCCCAAGUCCGGAACGCCACCACCGCCGCCGAUCGACAAAGAUUCCGUCCGCUCGAACAGUGGCUCUCGGCCACCCUUGCCUCCCAAGGAACGCAGACGCCCGAGCAGUACGCUUCAGCUUGUGACGUCGAACCCGGAUUUGCUGGGUCCUGUGAACGGGGUGAACAAACGACGGACCGGAAGGUUUCGCAACCGUCAAUUCAUGAGCCAGCUCACAGCCCUGAAGCACUGGUUCGUUGAAUCCACAAAACGGGCCAAAUCACCUGUCCUGAACGGCCAUUCGAACAACACCUCCAAGGCGACCCUUUCUAACAAAACGCUUCAGGCGAACAAAAGCAGCAGGAAUGUCGCUGGUGGCGCAGCUAACCUCAAUAGAUCCUCGACAGGGUCAACAUUAACGCCGACAUUGUCAAAUUCAAGACCCCUGACCAAGAGAUCCACCACAGGCCCCCUGGUAGAUACUACUCGUGCUGGAGCCCACCGCAAGUCACUUUCACCCUCACCCAUUACACCACGUUCAUCAUACCGACGCAGCUCGACCGGGCUACGCGGCCGCAAGUCCACCUCCUCGUCAGUUUCAUCGGUCCGAAGCAUGCCCCGGCAUGGCACAUCACACAGUAAGGCUUCCUCAGUGAGCUCCAACAGCAUCGACGCCAUCCACAGCCCGACGAGUCGGUCCGUCAGCAUCGGUGGUCGUUCUCCUCACUCCUCCAUCAAAGUCCUCCCCGUGACGCCCACGGCGAACGCCUUCCCCUCAAACAUCCGCCUUGUCCGGACUCCCCGCGGCUCAGAUGCGGGUCUCCAGCCUCGACCGCUCUCUGGCGUGGGCGGUGCUGAUCUACUGGGUCCUCCACCCGGUACACCACAAGCCAACGCCUUCGGCUCCAACGUCAUGUUUGCACGACGGAAGAAAUCCCCCUGCAAAGGCCCCACGUUGAACUCUGCAUUCUUCUCCGCGUCAACCAUCCCCGCCGCGUUCGGAAGUCCUGCUGUCUUAGGAGGUGGUGGUGGUGGUGCGAGACAACGAGAAGGUUCAGACGGCAAACCGAACCUGGGGCUGAAGGAUUUCAUCGGCGGGGCACACCGGAAAGGCAGCUCCUCGAAGCGCAAGAGUCAAAUUAUCGAGGAAGAAGAAGAGGAAGAAGAAGGACAGGCCGUGGUGCUCGAAGAGGAGGAAGACGAGGACGUCGAAGAAGUCGAGGCAUUCCAGGCGAUUCACCUGAACAAAGGGGAACGGCUGGAUAGUAUCACGAUUUGGAACGACGCCGUCGCAGAGGAGGCAGAAGACUCGAGUGCAAAGAUCCAUUCCAGGACCAAAGCCUAG